ACAACGACAACAGGACACGCAAAAGAAAAUACGGCAGUAAAGCUGUGGAUGGCUACUGGUAGUGUCCUGUGACAUUGACAUUAUCAUCAUCCCCAGUGUGAAACAAUGUUCAGUAAGAAAUUACACGUAGACAUUAAAAAGUCAACGCUUAAAAUUCAGGAUGUUAAGAAAGAUAGUGCAACCAGAUUCAAGCAUCUGAAGAUAGUCCUUGAUAAUGUAGAUAUUGAAGAAGCUAAAGGUUUUUUUGAAGGAAAUUUUAGUCAUGUCUAUUUUAUUCUAUAUGAUUGUUUUGUAUCAGCAGAAACAAAUCUACGCCAGAGAGAACUCUCAUUUCAUCUUGUUCAUAAAGCACACAGAGAAGAAUUGGAACAAGUAUUACAAUUACUGGAAAGAGUUCUGAUACUUCUUCCAGAAUUAUUAAAUAAACGUUGGCAAUGCCAUAGUUUAGCAAGAAUUUUAUAUAAGCUUUUACAUCCUGGAAAUAGUUGGAAACUUCGAAGACAAGCUAUAAGAUAUUUUAUUUUAUGGUAUCAGAUACUAGGAGAGAAUGCACCUGAACACAUACAUCAAAUGUUCGCUUGUCUUGUGCCUGGUUUUCCACCAAAACAGCCAACACCAUAUAAAUCUGAACGGAAGAUCAAUGGUAAGAAGCAUACUAAAUCAGCAAACUGUGAUGAGAAAGAAAAGGAUUUUUUUGAUCCAGAAUUAAGUCAAUACAUUUUUCAUGAUAACGGCGUCACACAGGGUCCCAUCACACAAAUUGAUAGUGGACCCAUUCUACCACCACAAAGUGGUGAAAAACCAUUAGACAACGAAAGUGUCAAGUUUUUGGAGGCAUUAUUAGAAUUUAUGGUAACACAGGUUGUAAAAAUUGAAUGGCUUGAUAAACCUUCUCGGCAAUAUAAAUCAUUUCAGUUUCUACUUGAUCGCUUUAAAGCAACGUAUUUAAAAUAUAUUUGUCCACAAUUUAACAAUAAUUUUUCUUUAUACAAACCUAAUUUAGAAUUAUCGUUUAUGCGUAAGCCAAUGAAUCAAAGCCAAAAUAAUUAUAUACUUUGUAAAGUUGCACUGAUAAAAUGGAUUGCUACUUUUACUCAUGUUAUAAAGAAAGAUGGAGCUUUUUCACAUUUUACUCAAAGUAUAACGCCAAGUGAAGAAAAUGCAGACGAAUUGCGUCGCGUGUCUGUAUUACACAAUCCAACAGAUUCUAGUAUAAUAUCAGAUUCUAAUACUAUACAAGAAAGUGUUUUUUCAGAAGAUAGUACUGUUACGUCUAUGGCACUAGUUCGUGAAGUAUUUUACGGGAAUCGGGAUAAUGUUAAUUUUAUUCAUGAAAUAUAUAGACAAGCAUUUUUAUUAGAUUUUACUCAUGCUGGAGCAAUUAGAAAAGCUAUUGGUGCUUAUAAAGAUUGGAUACAAAUGAACGAAGUUCCACCAUUUAUGUUAGAACCAUUAGAUAGAGAAUGUGAAGAGAAUCAAAAGAAAGAUCUUGAUUUUGAAAAAAGUCUAGAUAACUCAAAAUUGUUGCGUCUUAGGAACGACUCCUAUAUUGGUGCUAUUCAUAGAGAAAAUCUCUUUGUAAGAGCUGGACUACAAAAUGUGCUUCAAGUAUUUAUUACUCAAGCUUCUAAUGUAUUUUUCUUAGAAACUGUUGCAUCGGCUACUCUACUUGAGGAGCAAACUGAUAGUUGCAAAAGAGUUCUUAAUGUUUAUCGAUAUGUUGUUAUGCAUACAAGACUUGAACCUGCUACUUGGGAGCAAUUAUUAAGGGUAUUAUUACAAAUAACAUCUUUGGUAUUGAGUGAAAAAAAUUCUCGACGAAAAUAUCAUGAAAGUAUUGGUGUCAAACUAGCAUCUGCCAUUUUUCAAACUCUUAUUGUGACUUGGAUAAAAGCUAAUUUAAAUGUGAUCAUAUCAACACAAUUAUGGGAUCGAUUUCUUCAAGUUUUAACUUCCCUUACACAUUGGGAAGAACUAAUAAGAGAGUGGGCUAAAACCUUGGACACGUUAACAAGAGUUCUCGCCAGGCAUGUUUAUAAUCUUGAUCUAAAUGAUCUUCCAUUAGAUAGAUUGAGUGAGCAAAAGUCAAAAAGACGAAAAGGAGUGGGUAGUCGUGCCACAUCAACUAAUAGCGUACAACCAUCUCGAAGAGGAAGUGUCGAUCAUGAAAUAGUUCAGUUAUCAAAGGAAGUUACAGAUCAUGCAUUUCGUGAGUUGAGAAAAGUUCGACUACUGCCACGAAGUGUAAGCGAUAAUUCCAUUUACAAUGGAAAAAUUAAUUUCAAGAUUCACAGACAUCGUUCGCAAGCUGUUAGCGCCGGCAUAUCUGCACUGCCUAUUUCCAUAGAACAGAACAUGGUGAGACUAGCAUCGAAUAUAUCGCGAUGUGACUCCAGGGGUAAGCGGUUGAGUCUCAGUCGCCGUACUAAGUCCCUAGAGAGCAUCAUUUUUUCGGAAAAUAGUGAGCCGACAACCCCGAGAUGUCCUUCACCAACUCUGAGCAGCGGUGUUAACAGUGAUAAGGACAGUCCUAUACAAAUCGAAAAUAUUGAUGGUAGCAGCAUUGAUACGAAUGAUGCAUCAGAAAAGAGGUCGGUGAUGGCUGGUGGUAGCGUGAAAGGUUGGUUGCCCGAUGUAGCCGUCGUUCUCUGGAGACGUAUGUUAUGCGCCUUGGGCGAUGUUAAUAAUAUUCAAGAUCCAGCACUUCACGGUCAAGUCAUGCAAUAUCUUGUACAGCUUACGCAGACGCUUAUCAAAAUACGACAAAAUCAAGGAGUUUCCGGAGAUAAUCAAGCAACUCCUCCAGCACCAGAACUAAUCCCUCCAUUAUCGAUAAUUGCUCCAUGGUGUUUUAAGGCAAUACAAUUACCUCUACAGUACGAAGCAGGAAAACUAGCAGCAUAUCGGCUUAUUUGUAUUUUAACAAUUCAGCCACAAGAUAUUAAUUUACCAAAGCAGCACUUGACACUUUUUUAUCAAGCUGUUCAUCAUGGAAUUUCUAGCAACAACACAAAGAUUCUUCAUACUCUUGUGAAAUAUACAGGAUCCCGAUUAUUUAGUUUAAAUUUACCUGGCUGCAGUCUUUUAAUUUUGGAUUAUAUUCAAGCUGCAAACGUGAUUCUUAGUAGUCAGGAUAUUCAGGCUCCAAGAAUGGAAGCAGUUUCGAUUCUGGGUUCAUUAUUGUCAUUACCAACAACUAAUGCUAAUACAAUAGUUUUACAACCAAAUGAAUCAGAGAUCGUAACGACAACUUGUCCAUAUGCAAAAGAUCAUAUUAUAGCAAUUUUAAUGCGAUGCUGUCGUCAUGAGCCAACAGGUGUAGCAAGAUGCAUAGCACUAUCAAGUAUUGCCAUGUUUGUUUAUAAAGAAUUAAGCUACAAAUCUUUACAUAGAACGAUACCAGAGGCUGUCAAUGUACUUCUGUUUUCGUUACUGACAUCUCACACAACUGUUGCACAAGUCGCAUGUGAUUGCCUUCUUUUACUUUGUAAUAAAGCUGAUGUUUUCCUUGAACAAUACCCUAAUGUUCCAGCAAAAAUAAUACAGAGUUUAUCUGAAACACUUGAAAGGACUAUAAAGCAAGAGAGAAACAGUAUUUUAACGAUUUCUAUGCUUUUUUGUUUGGGAGAAUGGGCAAUGCAUCUUGGUCCAAAUAUACUAUUGCAAAUAUUUCAAGGAAAGUCACUUCUCUUAACACUUUUUUCUGUUUUAGAUAAUAUUGCACAAAAUAAAUUUUAUAAAGAAAACUCUUGUAAAGCCCAGCAAUUUGAAAAAGAAGAUUUUGAACCAAACAUUGUUUUAGAUAAUUUAUUUGAUGAAACAUCUUCAAAAUUAUUUUGGAGAGAAAAUGUACAAUCUGUACAAUUGGCUGCAAAAAUGGUAAUGACACACCUCAUCAAUCAUUUAGGACACUUUCCAAUGGGGAUUGGUGCAGCUCGUUUGUCAUCUUUAGUCGUUGAGUUAGACGAUGUGCCAGGUAUUAAUGGCGAUGAAUUAUCUUCAGCAAUAUUUCAAGCACCCAACAUUCAAUUACUUAUGCUGUCCAAUUCCAUCAUAAUGUCUUUGAUAGAACUCAAUACUUUAGAUGCACCAGGUGGUGGAGUCACAGCAGGAUUGAUGACUGCCCCAUCAAUGGUGCGGGUAUUGUUAAGAGAUUUAGCUGGAAAAGCAUCGUGGGAUAGUUCAAUUUUGUAUAACCAGCCUUCCAAUGAUGAUAUCGAAAUUUCUGAUAUUAAACGAGACUGUUCAAUGAGAGCUAUAAAAGAUGAUUUAUGUAGCGUAAUUUCUUUACAAAACUGUCCUCCAAGACAUACUAUGCGACAUAACGAUCCGCAUGUUUUACCUACAUAUGAAAAUGGAGCGAGUGAUAUAGACAACUUGGAUGAUCUGCUUCAGUAUAUUGGUCACACCAGCCCAGAAGUUUUGAUGAAUCCUGAGAUGAGCUUAAACUCACCAGUGGGCCCACCACAAGGUCAAUACUCAGAAACCGAAACGAUAGCUACAAUCCUUGGUCAACGCAACAUUGAACGCGAAUACGUAAAUGGCUGGAAUCAACGCAUUGGCGCGUGUGCAGCCCCGAUGGUCUCGCCAACUUAUUGUUUACCAUCCGCGCCCUUCCAUCAUUGCCGACUUCUUUUCUCACAGUUAGGUCUCUCUGGCUGGGAACAGCGUACGAAACUGCAUCUACUUUCGAAGAACGAAAAAUUAUUGAGGGAAUUGAGAAAUAUUGAUGGCCAAAGAUCGAGAGAGACCCACAAAAUCGCAGUGAUAUAUGUAGCCCAGGGCCAAGAAGAUAAAAACUCGAUUCUUGGGAAUGUAACUGCAAGUAAGGAGUAUGAAAGUUUUAUUGCAAGGCUUGCAUGGGAGGUUGAACUUGAAUCUCACACUGGAUUCUUGGGUGGCCUUGUGCCAGGAAAGGCAUCUGGCGUUACUGCACCGUACUUCGCUACUUCUUUUGCUGAAAUUAUAUUCCACGUUGCCACCAGAAUGCCCUCUGAUAGUCCCGAAAGUUUGUUACAAAAGACGAGACAUCUUGGUAAUGAUGAAAUACAUAUUGUUUGGUCGGAGCAUUGGCGAGAUUAUCGUCGAGACAUCAUUCCUACCGAAUUUUGUGAUGUACUGAUAGUUAUUUAUCCCCUUGAAAACAAAUUGUAUAGAGUGCAAGUAUCCAAGAAACCAGAAAUUCCAUUUUUUGGAUUACUAUUUAAUGAGUGUAUUGUAGAAGAUGUGGUAUUACCAGGAUUGAUUAGAACUACAGCACUUGCUGCUAGCAGAGCAAAGAGAACAACAUUAACAUUAUAUCAGCAUUAUUAUGAAGAACGAGCAAAAUCUAUAGACACAAUUAUGAAAAAUCAUAAAGAAUCAACAACUUUUGAAGAGUUUGCUGCAAAUGUAUAUUCUCCUGUUCAAUCGACAAGUCCAUUUAAUGGAACUUCUUCAGUUUCAGGUUCGACAAUAAGUGUACAAUCUGCAGCAUCAUCGAAUCUUGCAGCUGCACUUCUAGAUUCACAUCAGAUUCGACCAGGUUUUCGAGGUACUUAUUCUGCCAGCAAUGAUAAUCGUGCAAAUAGAGCUACCGAUGGUAGUCGUGUGUGGUUUAGCAGUGACACCACUGAUAGCGCAUCUUUCCGUGGGAUAUCUCCGAGACCAACGAAGAAAAUGUCAUUCAAGACAGGACCUAAGAACAAAAAUAAUUUUCAGUCUACACCACCAGACAGCCCUAGAUAUAAAUAAUCUUAAGAGUGAAAUUGUAAAGGCAUUCUAUAGUUGUAGAUUGUUCAGCCUUUUUCUAUUGUAAAUUUACCCAAUA
This is a messenger RNA of Ceratosolen solmsi marchali, 5809 nucleotides long. RefSeq names its product ral GTPase-activating protein subunit alpha-1. The coding region runs from base 106 to 5733 and encodes 1875 amino acids. The record is from RefSeq and is a predicted model, not a curated record. Gene Ontology annotation, molecular function: GTPase activator activity. Gene Ontology annotation, biological process: regulation of small GTPase mediated signal transduction; positive regulation of GTPase activity. The transcript has 27 exons. Gene Ontology annotation, cellular component: nucleus; cytoplasm. NCBI's taxonomy places the organism in Eukaryota, Metazoa, Arthropoda, Insecta, Hymenoptera, Agaonidae.